Molecule: messenger RNA, 1155 nt
Organism: Ruditapes philippinarum (Manila clam)
Lineage: Eukaryota; Metazoa; Mollusca; Bivalvia; Venerida; Veneridae
Product: neuronal acetylcholine receptor subunit alpha-6-like
Exons: 3
Coding region: 1-1155 (384 amino acids)
Biological process (GO): chemical synaptic transmission; monoatomic ion transmembrane transport; signal transduction
Cellular component (GO): membrane; neuron projection; synapse
Molecular function (GO): extracellular ligand-gated monoatomic ion channel activity; transmembrane signaling receptor activity; neurotransmitter receptor activity
Source: RefSeq, a predicted model, not a curated record
AUGAAUGAUCUAGUAGACCAGUUAUUUAACGAAUCGAGAUACAACAAAUUUCUAAGACCAUUGUACAACCAAAGUCAGCCAAUUGAGAUCAAUCUCACCCAAUUUCUGUUAGCUAUUGAAACGUUUGACAUAAUUUCGGGAGAGCUGGAUAUUAAUGAAUUCUUUAAAAUAACAUGGACGGAUGAACUUCUUACAUGGGACCCUUAUGUACACCAUGGCAUGGAAAGAAUUCCAUUGCCCAAAGGAAAAUUUUGGAAACCAGAAAUUUUGUUAAGGAGUGGUGCAGCCGCCGACAGUUCUGCAAUCACAGAAUGCAAAUUUUCACCGGCUUGGAUAAGUUACCAAGGCUCUGUUUUGAUGACACCAGCUUGUACCUUCAAGGUUAGAUGCAAUAUCGAUACAACGUUUUAUCCAUUUGACACACACGAGUGUAGUUUUUACUUCAUUGUAUCUAAUCAUGAUUCCACUGAAUUAGUUCUUAAUUCUCCGACUAAACUCUUAGAUACUAGAAAUCUAGAAGAAAAUGGCGAAUGGGAAGUAGAAAAUUUUGCCGAAAAUAUUGAUGAAGGAAAAGAUGAAAAGAUUGAACGGUUGACGAUCCCAAUGUUACGAGCCUCUUUCACUUUGAAAAGAAGACCUUUGUCUGCACUCAUUAACAGUAUGGCACCGUCUCUUCUACUUUGUAUCCUUAAUAUUAUGACAUGUUGGGUACGGCCUGAUUCUGGCGAAAGAUUGUCAGUUGUAGUGACUUUAUAUCUGGCUUUUGUUGUCACAACUACGUCACUCAUGGAUACAGUUCCAAACAAUUCAUUAAAGAUGCCCGUGAUUUCGUUCUUCAUUCUUACUAUCAAUGUUAUUAAUGCAGUCUGUGUUACAUGGAGCAUAUUUGUCGUACAUUUAGCCAAAGUAGAUAUUAUAAGGCGAAAACUUCCAUCUAUUCUCACAAAAAUGGUGAUGAAAAAUAAGCGUAUCUCGAUGUCUAAAAUUAGAAACAAAAUUAAACCUGUCAUUGAAAUGGAGCAAGCAACUAAAGUACAAAACAUUACCGGCAAAGAUGUGAACGAAGAAAAAGAAGAGGAAAGGGGUGGAAAUUAUGAUCAUGAAGACGGAAUAAGUGGACUCGAAUUGUCAUCUAUAUGCAUGAACAUGACAUAA